Molecule: messenger RNA, 191 nt
Organism: Protopolystoma xenopodis
Lineage: Eukaryota; Metazoa; Platyhelminthes; Monogenea; Polystomatidea; Polystomatidae
Source: the annotation of a GenBank genome assembly
UUCAUCUUCAAAUGCAUUCAGCUUUACGAAACCACGGUUGUUCGGCACGGCCUCAUGCUGAUCGGGCCUACAGGCUCCGGAAAAACAAAGCGUGCUGCAGUGAAAGACUAACCCACUUCCUGAUUUUAAGCAUUCCUGUCGCUAUAGGGCUUUCCAAGUUUGGUAUAUUAUUACAUGGAAUAAGUCUCUAG